GUCUAACCCUACGACAUCACGACAGCAUUCAAGAUGGGUAAGCAGAAUUCCAUACCUUUGCGUUUAAACUGGACGACACUUGCACCGGCGGGUCUGAGCACUUUUCCUUCCUACGGCUCUCGAAACGACGCUAUCUAGACCGGCUCUAUAAUAGUCGAAGAAUGGGUAUGGUUGCAAGAAAAUAGGGUGGAGGAAUGACGGUCUUUGUGGCGCUGGAUUGUCUGGAUAAGAGACGACUGUCAACUCCGAAUAUCUGCAAUCCUUCCGCGAUCCAAACCGCGACACUUCAGGCGCUUCUCCGGCUCUCUUCGCCAAUCCUGGAUCCUCUGUUGCAAUUUCACCGACAGAAACCGUCUAUCACAUCGUAUUGGGAGGAAGUUCAAGGAUGCUAACGUCUACUCCCACAGGUCGUCUCCAGGAAUACCAGGUCAUUGGGCGCCAUCUGCCCAGCGAGGCCAACCCCGCCCCCAAGCUGUACCGGAUGCGCAUCUUUGCUCCUAACACUGUUGUUGCCAAAUCGCGAUUCUGGUACUUCCUCGGAAGACUGCGUAAGAUCAAGAAGGCGAACGGCGAAAUUGUCUCCCUGAACCAGAUCCACGAGAAGCGUCCCCAGAAGGUCAAGAACUUCGGCAUCUGGAUCCGCUACGACUCACGCUCUGGCACCCACAACAUGUACAAGGAGUACCGUGAGAUGUCGCGAACUGAAGCCGUGGAUGCUCUCUACCAGGACAUGGCCGCACGUCACCGAUCUCGUUUCAGGUCAAUUCACAUCCUCAAGGUUGUUGAGGUUGAGAAGGCCGCAGACAUCCGCCGUCCAUACAUCAAGCAGCUCCUGACCAAGGAUCUGAAAUUCCCUCUCCCACAUCGCGUUGGCCGUAGCGCCAGCAAGAAGAUCUUCACUGCUCACCGACCCUCGACUUUCUACUAA
Messenger RNA from Mytilinidion resinicola, 928 nucleotides. Its product is annotated as 60S ribosomal protein-like protein L18a. Gene Ontology annotation, cellular component: ribosome; cytosolic large ribosomal subunit. NCBI's taxonomy places the organism in Eukaryota, Fungi, Ascomycota, Dothideomycetes, Mytilinidiales, Mytilinidiaceae. The transcript has 4 exons. Gene Ontology annotation, molecular function: structural constituent of ribosome. Gene Ontology annotation, biological process: translation. The record is from RefSeq and is a predicted model, not a curated record. Bases 386 to 928 code for a protein of 180 amino acids.